AUGUUGGAUCAUCUGGAGGUUCCUGUGCUGGUGACCAUUCUCUACAUGGUCGUCGUCCUCUACGUCCCUGACAACGUGAUGCGGCACCGUAGGCCGUUCAACCUGAUCCAUCUCAACCGGGCGUGGAAUCUGCUUCUGACGGGGUUCUCCCUUAUUGGGGUCUUUCACACGGGGAUUCGCCUGUGGGAGAUGCUCAGUGAGGCCUUUUUCGCGCCCGGGACCCGCGACGUCGGCCUCCCCACGCGCCUUCUUGAGGCCUUUUACCCCGCCAUCUGUGUCUGGAAGGAGGAGAACUUCUUCAAUGGCUCUGUGGGCUUCUUCGUUCUGGCCUUCAUCCUCAGCAAGCCCUUUGAGACGUUCGACACCGUCUUCCUCGUGGCACAGAAGAAGCCGGUGAGCUUCUUGCACUGGUACCACCACGUGACUGUGAUGCUCUACGGCUGGCAUGCCUACACCAUGACUAUUAGCAGCGGGCUCAUCUUUGCUGUGAUGAACUACGCCGUGCAUAGCGUGAUGUAUCUUUACUACUUCCUCUGCUCGUGUGGGUUGCGGGCGUACAUCCGGCCGAUCGCACCCUUCAUUACAUUCCUGCAGAUCCUUCAGAUGGUACUCGGCGCCGUCAUCGAAGCUGCCAGCUAUUACCUCGCAACCUACUCCAGAAGGAGGUGUGAUGCAAACCGGCAGAAUAGCAAACUGGGGUUGAUCAUGUACCUCUCCUACCUCGCCCUUUUCACGAAAUUGUUUUACGAAAAUUACCUCUGUGUAUCAAAGAAAGGUUCAUUGAAGAACCAGGUGAAUCAUAAAAGCCCACAGACCCCUCAAAAAAACAAGUCUUUGCCGAACAUCUCAAAUGGGAAGAUGAAAGGUGAAAUACAAAAUAAGAAAAACUCAUGA
Molecule: messenger RNA, 894 nt
Organism: Phytomonas sp. Hart1
Lineage: Eukaryota; Euglenozoa; Kinetoplastea; Trypanosomatida; Trypanosomatidae
Source: the annotation of a GenBank genome assembly